Molecule: messenger RNA, 1549 nt
Organism: Oryzias melastigma (Indian medaka)
Lineage: Eukaryota; Metazoa; Chordata; Actinopteri; Beloniformes; Adrianichthyidae
Product: zinc finger protein 782
Biological process (GO): regulation of transcription by RNA polymerase II
Cellular component (GO): nucleus
Molecular function (GO): DNA-binding transcription activator activity, RNA polymerase II-specific; RNA polymerase II cis-regulatory region sequence-specific DNA binding
Source: RefSeq, a predicted model, not a curated record
GUGGAGGAGGAGGACGAGGAGGUGGAAGACGAGGAGGUGGUGGAAGAGGACAUGGAGGAGGAGGAGGAGGAAACGAUGGAGGCGUUGUUUGUGCCGGGAGUCGCCUUCAAAUACAAACACAGGACCAUCGACCUGGCAGCCAUUGCAAAAAGAACUCAAACCAACGCUGCAUCUUCACCUCGGCGGACGCAAGAGUCCAGCAGCUCGUCGGACUUGAACGACGCCUGGAGCGCGCUCUGCUGCUCUUUCUGCGAGAAAAUCUUCCCCACUCGGAGGGGCCUGAAGUCCCACCUCCUCAUCCACACCGGCGAGCGGCCCUUCCAGUGCUCCGAGUGCGGCAAAAGCUUCAAAAUGGAGUACCAACUCAAGAUGCACGCCACCACUCACGCCGGCGAGAAGCCGCACUCCUGCGACGUGUGCGGCCGCCGCUUCAACCUGCUGCCGAACCUGCGCCGCCACGCCCUCACGCACACCGGCGAGAAGCCCUUCAUGUGCAGCGAGUGCGGGAAAGGAUUCACGCGCGCCGCCACGCUCAGAACGCACCAGUUCAUCCACACCGGCCAGAAGCCCUUAGAGUGCGACCAGUGCCCCAAGACGUUCCGGCACGCCAUCAACCUGCGCAACCACCUGAUGAUCCACAGCGGCGUGCGACCCUUCGCCUGCGAGCUCUGCGGGAAGAGCUUCCGGCAGUCGGGGCACCUGAAGAUCCACCGCUGCGUCACCGGCGAGGGGCCCACGGCCGAGCAGCCCUUCACCUGCAUGGAGUGCGGGAAGAGCUUCUCGCAGCCGAUAAACCUGAAGAUCCACUGGCGCACCCACACCGGCGAGCGGCCCUACAGCUGCCGCCAGUGCGGGAAGACGUUCACCCAAAAGAGCAGCUUAAACACUCACAGCCACACGCACGCCACGGAGCGGCCGUUCGCCUGCAGCUACUGCGACAAGACCUUCAACCAGGCCUACACCCUCAAGCUGCACGAGCGCGUGCACACCGGGGAAAAGCCGUACGCCUGCGACCUCUGCGACAAGAGCUUCAUCCGGGGCCACCAGCUGCGCACGCACCAGAGGAACGUGCACUCCGGCGGCAAGCCGUACACCUGCGACCGCUGCGGCAAAGGAUACGCCAGCCAGUGCAACCUGAAGAUGCACAAGUGCCGCUACCCCUGAAGGGCGACCGAUCCGUGGAGACGGCUCCGCCCACAUCAGCAGAGAUGGAAAUGUGAAUCAAAGCAAAGGACAUCUGUCCAGCACUAGUCACAUGACCUAUGAUGUCACCGCCUCCUAGGAACAGGAAGUUCUGCAAAAGUCUGAUGCUGAAAAGAUGGAUUCCAGCGUCGUGUUUCUGCAGGAAUGAAACCAUUUCAAAAACAUUUUUAAAUGUGUUUUUGUUCUUUUUUUAAGUGCUAUGGUGAAGUUCACGUUUAUGAGCUCUUAUUCCAAAGCAAAUAUGAAUGUUAGAAAAAAUUCUAAACUGAUGUUAGACUCAAUGUUCACAUAGAAGUUUCAGUUUUUGGACUUUAUAUGUUUCAGUUUAAAUAAAAGUUUAACAAAA